Molecule: messenger RNA, 183 nt
Organism: Penicillium chermesinum
Lineage: Eukaryota; Fungi; Ascomycota; Eurotiomycetes; Eurotiales; Aspergillaceae
Product: mitochondrial 54S ribosomal protein bL33m
Exons: 2
Coding region: 1-183 (60 amino acids)
Biological process (GO): translation
Cellular component (GO): mitochondrion; ribosome
Molecular function (GO): structural constituent of ribosome
Source: RefSeq, a predicted model, not a curated record
AUGGCCAAGAAAGCGAAGUCACGUACCAUCCCUGUCCGGCUCAUCUCCAUGGCGAUGACUGGCUACUACCGUACCAUGAUCCGUCCGCGCGCGCACCGCCCGCUCAGCAUGCUGAAGUACGACCCCGUCGUUAAGAAGAAGGUUCUGUUCCUUGAGGCGACAAAGGGUGGAAAGGCGAAAUAG